ACUAUGCCUCGUCAUCUCACGAACAACUCCCCUACCUAGUCAAUCCGCCAGCUCUUUAACGACGCCCACACCCGCAUCUGUACGCCAUCAACGCCCGUCGAAACGCAGAAAAGACGAUAUUCGAAUAAUAAGAGGAAAACAGUUUGGCAGCAACUUGCUUGCAGGGACACGGACACGCCAGCACCUGCGACCAUGGCCGGGUUCGAUUUCACCAACUACAACCGCAAUGCGGCUCUCCAUGCUCGCGGUGUGCCUCUACCCAAGGCCACCAGCACAGGAACUACCAUCGUGGGAUGCAUAUUUGACGGCGGUGUAGUGAUCGCCGCCGACACAAGAGCAACCUCCGGCCCCAUCGUCGCCGACAAGAACUGCGAGAAGCUGCACUACAUCGCGCCGCAAAUCUGGUGCGCGGGCGCCGGCACCGCCGCCGACACCGAGUUCACCACCGCCAUCAUCUCCUCCAACCUCGAGCUCCACGCCCUCUCCACGGGCCGCAAGCCCCGCGUCGUCACCUGCAUGACCAUGCUCAAGCAGCACCUCUUCCGCUACCAGGGCCACAUCGGCGCCUACCUCGUCGUCGCCGGCGUCGACCCUACCGGCGUCCACCUCUUUACCGUCCACGCCCACGGCUCCACCGACAAGCUCCCCUACGUCACCAUGGGCUCCGGCUCCCUCGCCGCCAUGUCCGUCUUCGAGUCCCAGUGGAAGCCCAACCUCGGCCGCGACGACGCCGUCAAGCUCUGCAGCGACGCCAUCCUCUCCGGCAUCUUCAACGAUCUCGGCUCCGGCAGCAACGUCGACGUCGCCGUCAUCACCGCCGACAAGACCGAGCUCAAGCGCGGCUUCGUCCGCCCCAACGAGCGCUCCGCCAAGCUGAAGAGCUAUGCUUUCCCCAAGGGCACUACCGCCGUCCUCAACGAGAAGAUCAUCUCCAAGAACGAUAUUGGUCGAUACGUAAGCGUCACGGAGGUCUCGGUUGGUGAAGAGGCCAUGGAGAUAGAUGCGUGAGGUGAUAUAUACGGCGGCUCGUCCUCGGGGUGUGUGUGUGGAGGGCAAAGAAUGGGAAGAGCUCUUGGUGAUGUAUUGUACAACACGGCGAUUGCAAUAGAAGGUCUAUCAAGACUGGCCUGGCUAUUCUCCCGACACAAGCAUCUGAUUCCCAACCGGCCCCUUUGUCGUAUGCUCGCAAUUCGUAAUUCUUCCUUCAGAAAUCCGCGUCAAAUACUUACAGGGGUUAGCUAGGCGCGUGG
Sodiomyces alkalinus F11 is the source of this 1250-nucleotide messenger RNA. RefSeq names its product proteasome component PUP1. The record is from RefSeq and is a predicted model, not a curated record. Gene Ontology annotation, molecular function: threonine-type endopeptidase activity. The transcript is spliced from 2 exons. Gene Ontology annotation, cellular component: proteasome core complex. Lineage: Eukaryota; Fungi; Ascomycota; Sordariomycetes; Glomerellales; Plectosphaerellaceae. Bases 193 to 1008 code for a protein of 271 amino acids.